Molecule: messenger RNA, 1413 nt
Organism: Adineta steineri
Lineage: Eukaryota; Metazoa; Rotifera; Eurotatoria; Adinetida; Adinetidae
Source: the annotation of a GenBank genome assembly
AUGCAUCGCUUUACUGAUAUCGAAUCAACGCCAAAACGACUACCGCCUGUCUAUGGCUAUUUGAAUCAUCCAUUACUGCCUCUAUCAAAAGCUCUCGAGCCAAUCUCGUCGUUAAUUGAUCAACUAGAUCGUUUUGGCAAAAUCGCGAAAAAUGAGUGCCAUUUUCCUUCCGAAUAUGGACUUACUCGUGACGAGUCAGCUGCUGUUUAUCUUUAUACAAUGGAAUGGGGAGAAAAUAGUUUCUAUCGAAUAAUCAAUCGUGCACUACGUGCUGAAGAUCGAUCGACAUUAAAACCGUGGUUCGCUUACCUUAAGCUAUUCGAUGUAGCAGUACAAAAGUUACCAACUAUUCGAAAGAAUCUUUGGCGUGGGGUUCCGAAAGAUGUAACGACAAACUUUAAGAAAGGCGAUGAAUUUACUUGGUGGACUAUCAGUUCAUGUUCGACUUCUGUUAAUAUUAUCAAGAAUUUUCUUGGACCAAAUUCAACCUUAUUCUUGAUUGAAGCAAUCAAUGGAAAAGAUGUAUCGAGUUGUACCAAUUAUCCAAAUGAAGAUGAAGUCAUUCUUUGUCCAGGUACACGAUUUCGUGUUGUUAGUGAUCCUUUAGAUCAGCCACCGAUGCACUUAAUCCAUUUACAAGAAAUUAGUGAUGAUGACGAAGAAUCACUGUCAACAGGUCUUAAAACGAUGACAGUGACAACAACAUCGAAUACUACAUCCACCCAUACACUGACUAAUGUUCAAUCUUCACAGAUACAUACUCAUACUGAUGAAUCGGGUAAUAGAUACGAAGGAGAAAUGAAAGGAGAGAAAAGACAUGGUAAAGGUCAGAUGGAUUAUGCAGAUGGUGAUAAAUACAUAGGUAUGUGGGUGGAAGGAAACAUAACAGGUCAAGGUGUCUACAUUGAUGCUAAUGGUAGUCGGUACGAGGGACAAUGGAAAGACAACAAGCAGCAUGGAAAAGGUAAACUGAUAUGGGGACCGAAAACCAAAUCGGCAGGCCACAUGUAUGAGGGUGACUGGAUCGAAAACAACAGAACAGGUCAAGGGGUCUACAUUCACGCUAAUGGUAAUCGGUAUGAGGGACAAUUCAAAGACAACAAGCAGCAUGGAAAAGGUAAAAUGAGCUGGGGACCGAAAACUCAAUGGGCAGGCGAUAUCUACGAGGGUGAUUAUAUCGAUGACAACAAAACAGGUCAAGGUGUCUACAUUUAUGCUAGUGGUAAUCGCUAUGAGGGACAAUGGAAAGACAACAAGAAGCAUGGUAAAGGUAAAAUGGAUUUUGCCAAUGGCGAUAAAUACACCGGUGAUUAUAUCGAAGACAAAAUGACAGGUCAAGGUGUCUUCAUUUUUGCUAGUGGUGAUCGAUAUGAGAGGACAAUGGAAAGACAACAAUAUGCAUGGAAAAGGUAA